AUGGCCUUUAUCUGCCUUCAGCCGAACCAAGAAUUUGAUAAGUCGUGGGAAAGGCGAACAGCGCGCUCGCAUUCUAGUCUCGCGGACCCGCUCCCCGGCAAGCACGUCCCGCUGGAGAGCUAUGAAAGCGAACUGGAGAGGGAACACGCGCUUCCCACGUCCGUCCCCAAUGCCGACAUACUCAAGACUAACAGCAACCCGACCUACCACAAGCCGAGGCCGCCGCAGCACCACGGAGCGGCGCUGCUGGCGGGCGUCGGCGGCGGCGCGGCGGUGCCAUCGUACGCGCCGCCCGGAAGGGCCUUCUUCACGCCGCCCCUGCCCCCCGAGUAUAGGAACCCAUUCGCCGAUAAGCCGACACUGCGAGGCACGAAUACAGAUGGUAACAACUAUCUCAACCGGCGUCCGAUUCCGCCGCCCUCGCUCGGGCCGGGCCACGACCGUAUACCCAUCAGACCGCCAGGACAGGAGACGUCUUCGCCACAAGUCCCGGCACCUCCCCCCGCGCCGCCCUCUCCGCCAACUAGCCUCGAGCCGCAGAAGAAAAAGCCACUCAACACCCCUAGUCAUAGGCCGGACGAGCUGGACGCGGACGCGAAGCACGGCCCCGACCAGGCCAACUUCACGGACUUCGUGCCCAACUCGCUGAACAUCCCGACCAUAUCGAGGAUCCUGUCCGGCUCCAACGGGCGGAAGGAGGACAUCCCGGACGUGCUGCUGCGGACCGUCACCGCCAGGCCCCAGCACGCCCCCGAAAAGACCUCCAGGGGGGACCUUUCCACUAAAGAGACGGGCGUGACCCUGAGCGACACCGCGCGGGACCCCUCCACCGAGGGCUCAGUGCUGGCGGUGCUCGACCCCGAGAUGAACAUCGACCGACCGCUGAUAGUCGAGCAGGGCGAAACGAACACGAGGAGGAACAUGCAGCACUCGACCAACCGCUCGGACGACCACGGCGCGGUCUACCCGCCGGCGACCACGGUCGGGUUCGAGCUGAAGGACCCAGAAAUGUCGACGGAGCGGUACCACAACCUGGCGAACGUCGACUCCGACAAGAAGGUGCUGAAGCAGGACUCGAAGGGCAACGGGCCGCUGCAGAGGCCUGGGGCCACGUGGCCGUUCGCAUGGAACGUCCACAUCUACUUGGCAACGGUGAUGUUCACCAUACUGGCCGUCUACUCGAUCUUCAAAAUCAUAUGCUACAACAAGUUCACCCACCUAUUCACCCAGUACUACUUCAUAGUUCUGCACCUGAUACUCGUAUUCGUGUGCCUGAUGAGGAUAUUCUACUUAUGCUACGACCCGUACAACAUAAACGUCUCGCUGCCCGUCUUCAUCAGCGAGAUCCUGCUCCACGUGCCGGAGAUAUUCCUCGCGAUUGCAUUCGCCAGCACCAUACUGUUCCUGAUGACGAACAGCGCCAACUACAGGAACAAGUGCUGCUCGUUCCUCUUCAGGUCGAGGACUAUCAUCGUGGGCGGGGGGGCGCUCCUGCUGACUUGCGUGGCGUUGCACAUCUUCGAGAACAGCAACACGAUACACAGGAGCUCGCAGGGCGCGGAGAGGAGGCUGUUGGGCUUGACCUGUCAGGUCAUCUUCAUAGUGGUGUGCCUAGUCCUCGGCCUGUGCUACCUCUACGUGUACAAAACCCUCAAGGCGGUGCUGCAGAAGAAGAGCCACAACUACAUCCACGGCUUCCAGAAUCUCUAUCAAGCGAUACACAUAAACCUGGCGACCGCGCUUCUCUUCGUACUGAUGGCCACCCUCCAGAUUUACGGCAUCGUCGGCAUCAACCAAGUGAGCAUGACGAAGUUCGACUGGCUGCAGUGGGGCUACCAGUUCUCGCUGCGGCUCAUCGAGAUCAGCGUCGUGGCGCUCAUCUCGUGGGUGAUAAGCCUCAAGAUCGGAAUCGUCGCGUCGCUGCAACACGAGAAGGCGGAUGGCCAGAAGAUAUCUGGCUUCUUCCCCUGCACGGCUGGCUCCAGCAACGAGCAGUUCGAGUCCGACUACCCGACGAUAUGCAACACCAACACGAACCUAAAGACGUACACGCUGAGGACCGGCAAGCCGGUAUACGAGACGGCGGGCCACCACCCCGCCGCGCCGGAGCAGUGCUUCGGCAACCCGAUGGACCACCAGCGCUUCCCGCUCAACACGCUAACGGGCAACUGCGACACCAACUCCGGCACGGAGAACUACUCGGGCCACAGCUCGAUCGCCAACGCGGGCCACAGCAGCUCCACCGAGUCGAGCAACGCGCCCACCAACCACCUGAUGAAGCAUCACCCCGCACUGGCGGGCUACAACGGAAUCGAGUCCGCGUCCGACGACCACUACUCGAACUGCGACCCCGCCCAGUCGCUGCACGGCGACGACCCGCUCGACCACGAGUACAACGUGAUCCAGUACGGCAGCGGCGGCGACUUCAGGGCCCACGGCCACACCGGCUCCGGCCGCAGCGCGCACAACUUCAAGCACAUGUCCUACGACCGCGUCUCGGCGCGCACGAACAGCAACCCGCGCAAGAAGCACCGCCCCAAGCCGAGGGGCAACUGCACGACCACCACCACGAUGGGCUUCGACCCCGCCCACCACUACCACCAGCCGCACGCGGACGAGUACCGGGGCCACUACGGCGCCGAAAGCGCGUCCUACCACUCGUCCGGAAUACAGACGCUGAGCGCGGGCAGGGGCCACGAGGGGGCGUGCCAGGGGCGCGGCUCGCAGCGGCGCCUCUCGCCGGGGGCGGGGGGCGCGCGGAGGGGCAAGGGGGCGCCCCCGCCCGAGCGGCCGAGCUCCACGGACCUGUACGGGUUCGUCGAGGGGCCCGAGGAGCGCGGCUACACGUGCGCGGCGGGCACCCCCCAGCCGGCGCCGCGGCGCUGCGCCUACGAGGCGGCCUACUCGCAGCCGCAGGACGAGGUGCCGCCCAGCGAGGGGGGCGGCAGCAUGCUGGUGGCCCAGGACGGCUUCGUCAGGUUCCGCCCCCUGGAGGACGCGCCGCCGCAGACC
Iphiclides podalirius (scarce swallowtail) is the source of this 3012-nucleotide messenger RNA. NCBI's taxonomy places the organism in Eukaryota, Metazoa, Arthropoda, Insecta, Lepidoptera, Papilionidae. The record is from the annotation of a GenBank genome assembly.